Molecule: messenger RNA, 2402 nt
Organism: Harmonia axyridis
Lineage: Eukaryota; Metazoa; Arthropoda; Insecta; Coleoptera; Coccinellidae
Product: myeloid differentiation primary response protein MyD88-like
Exons: 7
Coding region: 227-1507 (426 amino acids)
Biological process (GO): defense response to Gram-positive bacterium; positive regulation of canonical NF-kappaB signal transduction; MyD88-dependent toll-like receptor signaling pathway
Cellular component (GO): plasma membrane
Molecular function (GO): Toll-like receptor binding; TIR domain binding
Source: RefSeq, a predicted model, not a curated record
GUGUUGACACUUUGUCACUUUGACAGAACAAUCCAAAUCCAAAAUAAGCAAUCAAGAGAUGUCAGAAGCUAGGUACGAUUUUAAUAAAAUUCUGUUACAAUUCUCCAUUUUCGAAGAAUUCAUUUGAAAGACAUCUUCGUUUUAUCACACAUUGCCAUUAUAUCAAAAACAAUGAAGAAUUGAGACAGAUGACCAUUUGCAAUUAAUUUAUUUAAAAAAACGUAUCAUGGAAGAAGAGAACGAUAUGGAAGAGCAUCUGAAAUCAUCUCAUCCUGUAAGCAUCUUGAGACAUGAAACGAUGGAGCUACUUUCAGCGAUGUUAAAUCCACCUAAAUUAUUUAACACAAGUGAAGGUCUUAGUAGGAAUUGGAAAGGAUUUGCUGAAUUAUGUUCCAUUCAGUCGUAUUUGAUAUCCAAUUGGGAAUUUUGUGAUGAUCCUACAAAGGAAGUGUUCAAAAUAUGGCAAUCAAAAGGAGAUGUAGCUACUAUAGAGAAGAUGAUUACCUUUUUGGAGGAAAUAGAUCGAGGGGACGUUAUAGAAGAUGUCAGCAGUCUCAUAGCCAAAGACAUUGAGUUCCAUCUACAGCAUCCAAAAGAACACAAAAAACAGUCUCCUCUUUACCAAGGCCUGGACAGUUCUAUCUUAACGGUAGAUGACUUAGAAUACAUUGGAAAGAAUAUGGAACUCAUCCAGUAUGAUGCCUUCAUUCUAUUCGCAGACGAUGACAUUGAUUUUGCCACCGAAGUCAUCGAAACAAUGGAAAAACAGUAUAAACUGAAGUUCUGUGUCAAGGACUACUUGAUUGGGGGUCUCUUUGAGCAUGAAGCAAUAAUUCGACUAAUUUCUCAACGUUGCGAAAAACUUAUAGUUAUAUUAUCACCUAGUUUCUUCAAGAGUCCUAUGAACAAGUUCUUCCUGAACUUCACACAAGCUCUAAGUCUGGAACAGAGAAAAAUAAUACCUUGCUUGUAUAAAGCAUGUCCUGUGAUGCCACCGGAGAUCAGGUGCUAUUUCAUGCUGGAUUAUACAAAACAGAGGGGAGUGCUUUAUAACUUUUGGGACAAACUGUAUGAAUCCAUAAAAACUAAAAAGGCGCCAGCUAAUGCAUCAAACAGGGUGGUAAGAAGAGAUCAACCUCCAAGACAGCUGAUAAUAAAAAAUAACUCGCAAAGAGAUACCGAAUUCAGACUGAGAGCCCCAAGUGUUAACGUAAAAUCCAACAGUCUCGUAGACCUAAGCAAAACUGACGCUGAUCAUAUUCUACCGGAGGUAAAUCUGAUACCAAGUACCAGCGCAAACAGUUUGGGUAUCAGUUUCUGCGAACCUGAAAAAAAAAUAAAGCCGAAAAAGACUAAUUGGCUGAAGAAGUUGUUUCCUAAGAACAGCAAAAAUUAUGAAAAUUGCAAUCAGCAACACAUCAAAGCAAAUGGUGAAGUUGAGGGUAACAGGGAGAAGAAGAAGCUGUGGAGUAAGUGUGUGAAAAGGAAACCAGUAGCUGCCACAUAGGGAACAGGGUUUUUUUAGGUACAAAGACAUCAUACCAAGUGCCUAGAUACCGUACUGUGCCAGUUUUCAAUAACUUCGCCAUCCUGCUAUCAAUUUAGUGUUCAUAGUUAAUUCGAGGAUUUCUUUCGUGUUUAUUUUCCAAGAAAGUAAACUUAAACUAGCUUUGUGAUUAUCACAAUGAAACGAUGGUUUUUCUCAUACUUGGAAAAUCAAGUUUUUGGAUUUCUUACAUCAAUCUAUCUUUGAAUGUCUAGUUGGGAUGUUCUUGAGAAUAUUUGUUUGUUGAACGAUUUUUCUAUGACUUUGAGUAGUUUUCUCUCAUCUUUGUUUUAUUUUUGUUACGGGUUUUCUCAGCAUAGUUGUUAUUGCCAAAACCAAUGAAGCUUGAUUUUCCAAUUCUAGUGUUGUAUUCGUUUAAACUCACUAGUUAUCUUCUUGAACUAGGUUUUGAUAGGAUAUUUCGUGGACCAAUUAUGAAAUCAACUGAAUUUUGAUGGAAUUGUUUGUAACAAGGAACCAUUUUAUGAAACUUUUAAAAAUCAAUUUUUUCAUAUCAAAAUAUGGCAAUUGAAAAACUGUUGAUGUUUGGAUUGUUCAAUCAAUGUAACAUUAUCAAUUAUAAAGGAAAGAUAUUUUCAUAAUAUUUUAGGUAAUAUUUUAGUGAAAAAUUUUUUCUCCAAAUGAAUAAAAUAUCUGAUUUUUUUAUUAUUCGCUAAUGAUGGAUAUUGUGGAGUGGAUUGAUUUUUGAAGCUUGAUCUUAUUUAUGCUUAUUCGAUAAUGAUAUAUAAGUACAAAGUUAUUGCACAAUUUUGCUCUUGUUAUACUUCAUCUAUUGUCAUCUAUUUCUCAUCAUGAACUCACUCAAUUAUUUUUCAAUAAAAUCGAAAAAAUUGAA